UUAUCAGUGACUCCAUCAAGCCAAGAUAUCUGCAGGAUAUGUCACUGUGAGGGGGAUGAUGAGAAUCCACUAAUUACCCCGUGCCACUGUUCUGGAAGUCUUCAUUUUGUGCACCAGGCCUGUCUCCAGCAAUGGAUCAAGAGUUCAGAUACACGAUGCUGUGAACUCUGCAAGUUUGAGUUCAUUAUGGAAACCAAAUUAAAACCCCUAAGAAAAUGGGAGAAGCUGCAGAUGACAUCCAGUGAAAGAAGAAAAAUAAUGUGCUCAGUGACGUUCCACAUCAUCGCUAUCACCUGUGUGGUCUGGUCUUUGUAUGUUCUUAUAGACCGGACGGCAGAGGAGAUCAAAUUGGGCCAAACCACCGGUAUUCUGGAGUGGCCGUUCUGGACUAAGUUAGUGGUGGUAGCAAUUGGCUUUACUGGUGGACUUUUGUUUAUGUAUGUGCAGUGCAAAGUCUAUGUCCAGCUGUGGAAGAGACUAAAGGCCUAUAACAGGGUCAUUUAUGUACAGAACUUUCCGGAUACUUGUAAAAAGAAACUCUUUGAAAAGACAAUAAUAAUUGAGCCAAAUCUGGAAAGUAAAGAACCACCUGGAAUUCACCACUCGGACACAAAUUCAUCUUACUACACAGAUCCAGAGGAUUGUGGGGCCGCAAUCCUGCAAGUCUAAACUUUGUUUUCCAGUUCUUUUACAUAGACAAUUGCUUACUGACUGCGGGCAGCAGAAGAUGAUGUCAUCACAUCUCAUUCGUUUCCUCUUUUCUAUCCACUCCACAUACAGACGUUUCUGUCCUUUCUUGUUUCAACGUUUUAUACCUCCUUCAGAUGAUCAGUGGAUACCUCCUUCAGUGAAGUGGAAACAUUUCAGGGACCUGCAUUAAAUCCACGA
Molecule: messenger RNA, 888 nt
Organism: Bombina bombina (fire-bellied toad)
Lineage: Eukaryota; Metazoa; Chordata; Amphibia; Anura; Bombinatoridae
Product: E3 ubiquitin-protein ligase MARCHF8
Exons: 1
Biological process (GO): antigen processing and presentation of peptide antigen via MHC class II; immune response; protein polyubiquitination
Cellular component (GO): cytoplasm; early endosome membrane; late endosome membrane
Molecular function (GO): MHC protein binding; ubiquitin protein ligase activity; zinc ion binding
Source: RefSeq, a predicted model, not a curated record